GAUUGUAUAGUUUCCAAGGUUCCCUUCACUAUGUCUUAUACAUUAUAUAAGCCUAGUAAUUAUAUACAUUACUCCUCAUAGCAAUUUGAACACGAUUCCCUAAUUAAAGAUGAUUUGUAUAGCAAUAUUUCUAGUCUCUCUUGCUUGUCUCUGGCUAUGGGGAUUCACCAACAAGAACAAGAAAUUACCUCCUGGUCCAAGAGGGUUACCAAUUUUGGGUAGCCUUCAUAAGUUGGGAGAUAAUCCACAUCUUGAUCUUCACAAACUAUCACAAAAACAUGGACCAAUCAUGUACCUGCGCCUAGGUUUGGUGCCAACCAUUGUUGUCUCUUCUCCACAAGCUGCUGAACUCUUUCUUAAAACCCAUGACCUUGUUUUUGCAAGUAGACCACCCCAUGAAGCUGCAAAGUACAUUUCAUGGGAGCAGAGGAACAUGAGUUUUGGUGAAUAUGGUCCUUAUUGGCGCAACAUGCGAAAGAUGUGCACCUUGGAACUACUAAGCCAAACAAAGAUCAACUCAUUCAGACGCAUGAGGCAAGAGGAGGUUGAAUCAUUGAUCAACGUUCUUAGAGAAGCAGCAAAUGAUGGAGUUGCUGUGGAUGUCAGUGCUAAGGUUUCAACAGCAAGUGCUGACAUGAGUUGUAGAAUGGUUUUUGGGAAGAAAUAUGAUGACAAAGACUUGGAUGAGAAGGGUUUCAAGAGUGUUAUACAAGAAGGGAUGCAAUUAGCGGCAACUCCAAACAUAGGUGAUUAUAUUCCUUAUAUUGGUAAACUUGAUCUUCAAGGCUUAACUAGGCGCAUGAAGGCUGUGGGGAAAAAAUUUGAUGAGUUUUUUGAGAAAGUUAUUGAUGACCACUUGCAAUCAUCUGAGAACAGAGAAGAUAAAGUUAAGGACUUUGUGGAUGUCAUGUUGGGCUUUCUAGGCACUGAGGAAUCUGAAUACCGUCUUGAACGCCCUAAUAUCAAAGCCAUAUUGCUGGAUAUGCUGGCAGGUUCAGUGGACACAUCAGCAACGGCAAUAGAGUGGGCACUUUCAGAGCUAAUAAAGCAUCCAAGAGUGAUGAAGAAACUUCAAAUGGAGUUUGAAUCUGUGGUUGGUAUGAAGAGAAUGGUGGAGGAGUCAGACUUAGACAAGUUGGAAUAUUUGGACAUGGUCAUCAAGGAAACCAUGAGGAUCCAUCCAGUGGCACCAUUACUAAUACCACACCAAUCUAUGGAAGAUUGCAUGGUUGGAGAUUUCUUCAUACCCAAGAAAUCAAGAGUCAUAAUAAAUGCAUGGGCAAUCAUGAGGGACCCAAGUGCUUGGAGUGAGCCAGAGAAGUUCUGGCCGGAGAGAUUUGAGGGAAGGGAGAUUGACAUCAAAGGUAGAGAUUUCCAUUUUAUACCAUUUGGGUCUGGGAGAAGAGGAUGCCCUGGAUUGCAGUUAGGUCUAACAGUGGUUCGGUUGGUGGUGGCACAACUUGUGCAUUGCUUUGAUUGGAAGUUACCAAAUAAGAUGUUGGCAUCUGAAUUGGACAUGACUGAGGAGUUUGGUCUCACUAUGCCAAGGGCCAAUCAUUUAUUUGCGAUACCUACUUAUCGGCUUCAGAAUGAAAGUGGUUAAGCAGUUGACAGUUGCCAUAAUUCUGUUGCUAUUGUGGGAUGGGGAGGACAUUACAAUGUGUUGUUUUCCUUCUGUUGUUGCCAACAUUUCUCUCACUUAGCAGGUUUAGUUUAGUUUCUGUUGUGUCAUGCUCGACAAUUAAGGUUUAGUUCAAUAAGAAUUAAUAAAUUUGAUUGUAUAUAACCUGCUAAAAUCUAAAUAAAAAUUUUAUAAAAGAUAUUGUGCUGUA
Molecule: messenger RNA, 1832 nt
Organism: Arachis duranensis
Lineage: Eukaryota; Viridiplantae; Streptophyta; Magnoliopsida; Fabales; Fabaceae
Product: cytochrome P450 71AU50
Exons: 2
Coding region: 110-1603 (497 amino acids)
Molecular function (GO): monooxygenase activity; oxidoreductase activity, acting on paired donors, with incorporation or reduction of molecular oxygen; iron ion binding
Source: RefSeq, a predicted model, not a curated record